Molecule: messenger RNA, 1786 nt
Organism: Penaeus chinensis
Lineage: Eukaryota; Metazoa; Arthropoda; Malacostraca; Decapoda; Penaeidae
Exons: 5
Coding region: 41-1639 (532 amino acids)
Biological process (GO): protein peptidyl-prolyl isomerization
Molecular function (GO): zinc ion binding; peptidyl-prolyl cis-trans isomerase activity
Source: RefSeq, a predicted model, not a curated record
UGCGGACGCCACCCAUCUACUCCGUCGCCCAAUAGCGAGGAUGGCCCAGGAGGAGGAGCUUCUUUGUCCUCUGUGCUCGGAGCUCUACGAGGAGGACGUGAAGGAGCCGCUUCUCCUGCCGAGAUGCGGACACGUCUUCUGCAAGUCGUGCCUCACCAAGACCGUGGGCACGAGGAGCCACUUCCCGUGCCCGACAUGCCGCAAGCGUCAUCUCCGGCCGCACGUGUCCCAGAUUCCCGUGCACAUCGAUACCCUGGCUCGUGCUGAGGUGUAUAGGGAUUCGAAGGGAAUUCCCCGUAGCAGACUGUUCGGCAUGUGCGAGAACCACGGUGAAGUGCUUGAGUUCUGGUGCCGCGACUGCCAGGCGCCGUUGUGUGGGGCGUGUCCCGUCAAGAAGGACCACGACGUGGUGAGGACCAGACUCAUUCUGCAGGAGAAGAAGAAGGAGAUCCAAGAGCAAGGGAAUCUCAUCCUUCAGUCGGUCGUCGACGAGAAGAAGAAGAUUAUUCAGAAGGUGAAAAGGUGCUCCCUCCAGCUCCUGAGGACGUGCGAGGAGAGCUCCCUCACCACGAACUCCGCAGAGGACGUCAAGGUUAUGAUGGGCGACACCAAGAAGACCGCCGACGUCAGUUCAGUCUUGGGAUACCUCGCUCGCAUGAAGACCAUCCUCGGGAGUUUUAAAAGCGCCCCUGAGGAAACGGAGCCUGAGGGCAAGGGCAGCACCAACCGCACUCGAAGGACCAGGAAUAGCCAGAAGCAGCAGGGCCAAGACAGCACCAACAACAGUCCCAACAACACUCUCAGAAGGAGAACCAACGUGGCCGGAGACAGCACCACCGGCACUCCCAGGACACGCACGAGGAGCAGCCUUCGACAGGAGACAAUGAGCACCGACAAAAUCACUUAUACAACUGCGAACGAUUACACCACAAACAACAACAACAGUAAUGGACUAGGGACGGCGCUGCUGGAACCCUCGCUGUGGCCGCUGAAGUGCUGUGCGUACGCUGAGGACGGAAGGAAGGGAGAACUCAAGUGGGAGGACAAGCGACUGCACUUGUAUGCCCUCGGGAAUUACAUGGAGGAUGCACACUUCAUGAUUAAGCUGGCUGUGCUGCAGGCCCUGAUUCCGCAGGACAACCCCGAGGUGUUCCUGGAGCUGACAGCGGGAGAGCAGCGUCUCGGCCGGAUCUACAUUCGCCUGUGGGGACACCUACGCCGCGCCCACAACUUCCUGGCGAUGUGCACCGGCACCCAAGGGCCGUCGUACAGGGGAGCCAAGUUCCAGGAGGUGUUCGCGAGGGGCAUCCCCGGAGAGUGCCUCCACGCGGGACUCUACCCGACGCCCGACGGAGGAACCAGCGCGAAGGGCGUCCUCGAGAACCUGGAAUGGGACGGGAAGUUCAAGAAGCCCCAGAAGCUGGGGCUCGUGGUGGGCGCCGGGAGCGGAAGGUCCGACCGAGACGCCUGCUUUGACAUAUGCACCAUUGAGAACCCGCAGAGGAACUUCGCCUGCCCCUUCGGCGAGGUGGUGGCGGGCUUGGACGUCGUGAUGAAGACGGUCAAGCACAAGCCAGUCCGCGCGGUCACGAUGCAGGAAGUCGGCGUCGUCAUUCCAGAUCUCUCGCGCUCCAGCUAGUUCAUAGCAUUAGCUUUUACUAUGGUUUGUUUAACGAAUGCAGUCCUUACUAGGAAAAUAUACUUUGUAAUCAUUAUGGACCUGAUAUUAGUAUUUUAAUAUAAAUACCUCUCCAUAACAGUUUUUUGAUUAUACCACUUUUAUAAA